Molecule: messenger RNA, 1141 nt
Organism: Erigeron canadensis
Lineage: Eukaryota; Viridiplantae; Streptophyta; Magnoliopsida; Asterales; Asteraceae
Exons: 4
Coding region: 21-854 (277 amino acids)
Source: RefSeq, a predicted model, not a curated record
UUUAGAGAGAGAAAGAAAAGAUGAGAGAGGAUCAUUACGAAAUUCAAACACUGAAGAAGGAUCAAUUUCCAGUUUCUUCUAAUCGCAAAUCUAAACAGAGUAAUUCUUCCAAAAAGCACCAGCAAAAGAACGUAAAGAAGAGUUUGAAUUCUGUUUUCACUCCGAUUACUGAAAACGAUAUCUUAUUGGAUUUAUCGGACAAGGAAUCAACCAAUCGGAUCUCGUCAGUUUCAGAAGCAGUUGAUACCGAUCCGUCUAUUGUUGAUAUCUGCAAAACUAGCUUGGAUUUUGAUCAGAAUCAAGUUUUUGAGGAACCAGAGAAAGUUGCACCGGAAUCUUAUUCGUUUGUUUUCGAAGAUGAUCAGCCAUCUAUGGAGAGCUACAUUGUAUCUUUGAAUGAAUUCAUUUCGCCAUCAACUACUACGGCUAGUUCUGUAGAAGGGACUCCAUUGUCAUGCAUAACAACUGGUGAAAAGACUCCACAAUCAUCCCCAAUAACUGAUGAAGCUGAUGUGGUUUUCGUUGAUUCAGUCAUUCAUAGUGGGACUACAACAGAAGAGACAAGUUCAAUUAAGCUAGAAUCAUUAGUAAAGCAUCUAAGGCUAUCUAUGUUUCAGGUUUUGCAUUCGGCUGAGAUUGAUCCACCAUAUAAGAAGCUUUUGGAUAUAUUGGUUAAAACCGUAUCUGAAGAGUUUUGUAGCUUGCAUGACGAGGAGGACAAGGUGGUUAAACUCUUUCCAAAGAAAGUAACGAUUGUGCUGCUGUGCUUUGUGUUGGGAAUGCUUGCUAUUCCUGCUGGUUUCUUCCUCUUUUCGGAUGGUCAAAGCUCGUAUCAUGGCCCUCCACCAACCUAAAGGAGUGUCCACUGUAAGAUUCUAAUUAUGCCUUUUGCUCUUUCUAACACGUUCUGUUAGUUGACUUUAAAUCUUUCACGAAACCAGAAACUACAUACAAUAAGGUGAAACUUUCGCCAAACACACAUUUGGUACUAUCUCAUUAGGUAAUACACUAUCGUAAGAAACAAAUUUAGAAUAUGUACGAUGUUUUACAAAAGUAUCAAUCUAUGAAAAGUUUAUGCAACAUGUAUGGUUACCUAUGUAAUCUGGUAGGUGAAUUUUGCUAUUAAAGGUACCUUUGAUAU